AUGAGUACAGAUGUCACCAAUAAGGUCCCAUGGAAGGAGCUGCUGAGGAACAAAUGGAAAGACUUAAAGAAAAUGGCAUCUUUGUGGGAAAAGAUCCAAGAAAAUAAAGGGAAUAUAGAGGCAGAGAACAGAAAGAAGAGUCUAUGGACAGACUACUUGACACUGCGAGAGCAAAUGGUCAGGGCAGAGUAUAGGAGACUGUGUCCUGUCCGGGGUCAAGAUGAAGAGCAACAUAUUGAGUCUAUGCAAAAUGAAGGCCAACAUGUUUUAGAGAAGCUCAGGAGAAGAGAAGCCAUGAUGGACCAAAAGAGCCAACAGCUAAGAGAAAUGUAUCAGGAGCUGAUGGCAAUGUCCCAGGAGCCACAUGAGCUACUGCUCCAGGGUUUGGAUGACAUGUUCAGGAGAAGUGAGUCAAUGCAGCAGCAGCUGAGCAUGCCCCAGACUCUGAAUCUAGAGCUCACCUCUCUACCCAUCAGUGGACUGACUGAAAGCUACAGCCACUUCCUAUUCAACUUUGUCUUUGAAUUUACAAGCAUUUGCCCUGACAAUGUGAAGCUCUUCAAUGUCAUGAGAAGAUGCAGCUUCAGACCUCACGGUGAGGAUAGAUCUGUGGAUUCUGCUAGAUCCUAUUUGGCUUCCUGGGGACCAGAAUGCUUCAUCGCAGGGAAAUAUUACUGGGAGCUGGAUUUGAACAAUUCCUGGAACUGGACUGUGGGGGCCUGUAAGGAUUCCUGGAUUAGCAACAGAAACCAGCUCAUUGAAUCUGAGGGUGCCUUUCUUCUGGUGUGUGUGAAGGAGGGUGAUCAUUACAGUCUCCUCACCACAUGCCCAGUAUUCCAGCACUAUAUAGAGAGACCACUGGGUCGGAUUGGUGUGUUCCUCGAUUGUGAGGAGGGUAGUUUAACUUUCCUGAACUUUGCCAAGAGUUCUCUCAUACACAAAUAUGCUCCUGGCACCGUCAAUCCCUCUGUCAGGCCUUUCUUCUCCACUGGCCCCAUGUGA
Messenger RNA from Peromyscus leucopus (white-footed mouse), 1002 nucleotides. RefSeq names its product tripartite motif-containing protein 43-like. The transcript has a single exon. Bases 1 to 1002 code for a protein of 333 amino acids. The record is from RefSeq and is a predicted model, not a curated record. Lineage: Eukaryota; Metazoa; Chordata; Mammalia; Rodentia; Cricetidae. Gene Ontology annotation, molecular function: protein binding.